CACUAAUCAACAAUGUGUGGUAUUUGGGCUAUUUUUGGUUCUGAUAAAGACGUAUCUGUUCAGUGCAAGUCGUGUUUGGCAAUUGCACACAGAGGACCUGAUUCGUUUAGAAUUGAAAAUGUCAACCAUUUUCCGAAUUGCUGUUUCGGUUUCCAUAGGUUGGCCAUUGUUGAUGAUAUGCUUGGCAUGCAACCUAUGAGAAUUCAUUCUCUACCCCAUCUAUGGCUUUGUUACAACGGUGAAAUUUAUAAUUUCAAAACUGUUGAAAAGCAAUUCGACUUUAAAUAUGAAACUCAAUGCGACGGAGAAGCUAUUCUACACUUGUAUGAACAUGGAGGAGCAAAAUUCAUGGCCCAGAAUUUGGACGGAGUCUUUGCAUUUAUGCUCUUAGAUACAAAAAAUCAAAAAGUGUUUGUUGGCCGAGACACCUAUGGUAUCAGGCCUGCGUUCAGAAUGAUAACCAAAGACGGUUUCCUAGCCGUCUGUUCUGAGGCUAAAGGCCUUAUGGACAUAGUUCACGAAUGUCCUUAUGCCAAGGUUGAACCUUUUCCCCCAGGACACGUAGAGAGUUAUGAUUUGGCUGAUAAUGGUAAAGUUUCGUUAACAUCAUCUGAAAGGUUUCACAGCAUAGGACACCCACCAAAAUAUUUAACUCCUGCACCACCAACUGAGGGCAAAGAUGUAUAUGAAAAUAUUCGCAACCUUUUUGAAACUGCCGUAAGAAAAAGAAUGAUUGGUCAAAGAAGAAUUGGCUGUCUAUUGUCUGGAGGACUUGAUUCAUCAUUAGUCGCUGCUCUUGUAUGCAAAUACGUUAAGGAAGAGGAAAGAGGCUAUCCUGUGCAAACUUUCUCGAUUGGACUGGAAGGAUCUCCAGAUAUCGUUGCUGCUCGUAAAGUUGCACAACAUAUCGGUUCAGAGCAUCAUGAAUUCACUUUCAAGACGGAAGAUUUCCUCAAUGCUGUCAGACCGACUAUUCAAGCUUUAGAAACCUAUGAUAUUACAACUAUUCGGGCCUCCGUGCCGAUGUAUUUGUUGAGUCAAAGAAUCUCUAAAGAAACAGACAGUAUAGUUAUUUUUUCUGGAGAAGGAGCCGACGAACUAGCACAAGGUUACAUUUACUUUCAUAAAGCACCAUCGCCAGCUGAGGCAGAUGAGGAGAGUAGACGUCUACUAAACGAUUUGUAUUUCUUUGAUGUCCUGCGAACUGACAGAACUACUGCUGCCCAUGGCUUAGAAGUUCGUGUGCCAUUUUUGGAUCAUCAGUUUGACGCUUACUUUUUGUCAAUUGAUCCUAAAUUAAGACAACCUGCAAACGGCGUAGAAAAGUCACUAGUAAGAAAAGCAUUUGAGAACACCGGCCUGCUACCAAACGAGAUUCUUUGGCGACCCAAGGAAGCAUUUAGUGAUGGGGUAUCAUCUACAGAAAAAUCUUGGUUUAAAAUACUACAAGAGGAUGUUGAAACUAAAGUCACCGACGAUGAUCUGGCUGCCGCUUCCAAAGUCUUUGUUCACAAUCCCCCUAAAACAAAGGAAGCUUAUUUCUACAGAACAAUCUUUGAAGAAUUCUAUCCAAGCCAAGGUGAAUGGCUUCCCUAUUACUGGAUGCCAAAGUGGAUUGACGGUGCCAGCGACCCGUCAGCUCGUACUCUAGGGCAUUAUAAGACUGCUUAA
This is a messenger RNA of Dimorphilus gyrociliatus, 1671 nucleotides long. The record is from the annotation of a GenBank genome assembly. Lineage: Eukaryota; Metazoa; Annelida; Polychaeta; Dinophilidae.